Helianthus annuus (common sunflower) is the source of this 2768-nucleotide messenger RNA. RefSeq names its product pentatricopeptide repeat-containing protein At5g16860. NCBI's taxonomy places the organism in Eukaryota, Viridiplantae, Streptophyta, Magnoliopsida, Asterales, Asteraceae. Gene Ontology annotation, molecular function: RNA binding; protein binding; zinc ion binding. The transcript has a single exon. Gene Ontology annotation, biological process: RNA modification. Bases 101 to 2497 code for a protein of 798 amino acids. The record is from RefSeq and is a predicted model, not a curated record.
AUAGCGUUACCCAGCGAUAUGGAUGUAUCAACACCAUUUUACCAUUUUAGAAAAAGCUCCAUGACAGUGAUGGUACACUCCUCCUAGUUUAUUUCCAACAAUGCAAGUCCUCCUCCACCAACAAGUCACCGUAAAGGGCCAUACAGCAUUACGAAAACUGCACAUCUCCUGCUGCGAUGCCUCCUCGGUGGUCUUCUACUGGAACUCUCUUAUCCAACGUGCAGUGCGUCUCCGAUCCUUCCACCAUGCUUUUCAACUUUACAUCACUAUGAGAACCCUAAAUUGCCCUCCUGACGGCUACACCUUCCCCUUCCUUCUCAAGGCCUGCGGACACCUCCCCUCCUUCCGCCGUGGUGCCUCCUUGCACGGGAAUGUUUUCGUUUUCGGCUUUCAGAGUAAUGUCUUUGUAGCUAAUGCCUUGGUACCCAUGUACGCUCGCUGUGGUCAUUUGGACUAUGCACGCCAGGUGUUCGACCAAAUGCUUAGCAGCAGCAUUGCUGACGUCAUCUCCUGGAACUCCAUCAUUGCUUCUUAUAUGCAGAGUGGUGACUCCAAAACGGCGGUGCGGAUGUUUUACCGAAUGAAUUCUCUGGAUGAAAAUCUAAAUAUUUGGCCUGAUGCUGUUAGCCUUUGUAACAUACUUCCUGCGUUUUCUGCGCUUCGUGCGUCUAUACAAGGGAAGGAAGUUCAUGGUUAUGCCGUGAGGACCAACCUCGUUAAGGAUCUGUAUGUGGGUAAUGCAAUUGUGGACAUGUAUGCGAAAUGUGGGUUGAUUGAUGACGCGCAUAAAGUUUUCAACCGCAUGGAGGUGAAAGAUGUGGUUUCCUGGAAUACAAUGGUUACUGGGCUUUCGCAAAUCGGUAGAUUUGAAGAUGCUCUCGCGUUGUUUGAGAAGAUGAGAGGAGAGAAUAUUGAACUGGAUGUGGUAACAUGGAGUGCUGUGAUUGCUGGUUAUGCUCAAAGAGGCUAUGGUUAUGAAGCACUUGAUGUUUUCAGGCAAAUGGUAGUUUCUGGAUCAGAACCGAAUGUUGUUACCCUUGUUUCGCUGCUAUCAGGUUGUGCGUGUGCAGGAGCAGGAGCAUUGCUUCAAGGGAAGGAGAUCCACGGUUAUGCUGUUAAACGGCUUCUGAACAUAAUUAAGAACGACUAUGGAGAGGAACAGAUGGUGAUCAAUUCUCUGAUCGACAUGUAUGCGAAAUGCAAAGCAGACGAUCUUGCACGUAAGAUUUUUGAUAAUGUUGCUCCGGUGAAUAGAAAUGUAGUCACGUGGACUGUAAUGAUUGGUGGGUAUUCGCAACAUGGUGGGGCUAACGAUGCGCUACAACUAUUUUCACAUAUGGUUAAACAAAACAAACCCACAAAGCCGAAUAGUUUUACAAUAUCAUGUGCCCUUAUGGCCUGUGCUCGUCUUGCUGCUUUACGGCUCGGUAGGCAGAUUCAUGGUUAUGUACUCCGCCACCGGUACGGAAAAUCUGAGGAGUUAUUUGUCGACAACUGUCUCAUUGACAUGUAUGUUAAAUCAGGCGAUGUUGAUGCGGCCCGUGUCGUGUUUAACAACAUGAACCAAACAAAUGUCAUCUCGUGGACGUCUCUGUUGACGGGGUAUGGAAUGCACGGUCGUGGUUCGGAGGCGAUUGAGCUUUUUAACGCGAUGAGAAACGCGGGAGUGCCAAUUGAUGGUGUGACAUUUGUUAUCUUUUUCUAUGCUUGUAGCCACUCGGGUUUGGUUGACAAGGGGUUGGAGUAUUUCAAGACCAUGACACGAGAAUUUGGGAUUGUUCCUGGGGUUGAACAUUACGCGUGCAUGGUCGAUCUUUUGGGGCGGGCCGGUCGGUUGGAGAAGGCUAUGGAGAUCAUUAACCAGAUGCCUAUGGAGCCCGGCCCAGUAGUGUGGGUCGCGUUACUCGGUUCGUGUAGGGUUCAUACAAAUGUAGAAUUAGGGGAAUAUGCUUCUAGUAAGUUGUUAGAAUUAGGGUAUGAGAAUGAUGGAACAUACACACUUCUUUCAAACAUAUAUGCAAACGCUAAGCGUUGGAAAGACGUAGCUCGGGUUCGGUUCUUGAUGAAAGAUACCGGGAUUAAAAAGAGGCCCGGGUGCAGUUGGGUCCAGGGAAAAACGGGCACUGCCUCGUUCUAUGUCGGGGAUAAAACGCACCCACUUUCGAAAGAGAUAUAUAAUCUUCUUGGUGAUCUGAUGUAUCAAAUUAAAGCCCUUGGGUACGUUCCGGAUACGAAUUAUGCUCUCCAUGAUGUAGAUGAUGAGGAGAAAGGUGAUUUCCUUGUUGAACACAGUGAGAAGUUGGCACUUGCAUAUGGGAUUUUGACAACGGCUCCUGGUGUGCCAAUUAGGAUCACGAAAAACUUGCGGGUUUGUGGUGACUGUCACAUUGCCAUCACCUACAUAUCCAAGAUCAUUGAUCAUACGGUAAUAUUGAGGGAUUCGAGUCGUUUUCAUCAUUUUAAGAACGGGUAUUGCUCCUGCAAAGGAUUUUGGUGAAGAAAAUGUAAAUUUAGAUGAGUUAUUGACUCCAAAACUACACUGCUACCAUUUGUAUACUCUCCUACAGUUCCUUGAUAUUUAAAAAAAAAAAAAAAAAGUUCAUGUGUUCAGAAUCUUGAUUUUGUCUUCUAGUUUGACAUGAAACUACCAUCUCCAAAAAGAGAUCUCAUUGUAUUAUAAGUUAAUUGGUCACCCGUAUGAUGCCAUUUGUGUAUAUAUGUAUGUAUGUAUAUACGGUGUCAUUAAUUAUAUAUGUAACCAUUUCUAA